This is a messenger RNA of Pseudophryne corroboree (corroboree frog), 1141 nucleotides long. It is a transcript of the gene MTX2, whose product is annotated as metaxin 2. The record is from RefSeq and is a predicted model, not a curated record. Bases 145 to 975 code for a protein of 276 amino acids. Gene Ontology annotation, biological process: mitochondrion organization. The transcript is spliced from 10 exons. NCBI's taxonomy places the organism in Eukaryota, Metazoa, Chordata, Amphibia, Anura, Myobatrachidae. Gene Ontology annotation, cellular component: SAM complex; cytoplasm.
ACACGCGGACACGUCAGCCGCUCUAGCGCCCUAGCGCUCUAGCGCAUUCCCGUUACCUGGGAUACCGGCGGAAGUAGCGGAUAGACUUCCUGAUAUUGUGACCUUAACCUUGCAUGUGCACAGCGGAGGGUUCCCUGCCCGAUCAUGUCUCUGGUUACUGACGCCUUUGUGUCGCAGAUAGCAGCUGUAGAACCAUGGCCAGAAAAUGCCGCCCUUUAUCAGCCAUUGAAAAGUGAACAGGUUUUGCUGUCUGACAAUGCAUCUUGUCUCGCUGUCCAGGCCUUCUUACAAAUGUGCAAUCUGCCAGUCCAGGUGGUUUGUAGGGCAAACGCUGAAUAUAUGUCUCCAUCUGGCAAAGUUCCUUUUAUCCAUGUUGGGAAUCAAGUAAUAUCAGAACUGGGACCAAUAGUCCAAUUUGUGAAAGCCAAGGGCCAUUCACUCAGUGACGGGUUGGAUGAAGUCCAGAGGGCAGAGAUGAAAGCGUACAUGGAACUGGUUAAUAAUAAGCUUCUGACAGCAGAGUUGUAUAUUCAGUGGUGUGAUGAAGCUACACUAGAAGAGAUCACUGAGCCUCGGUACAGUUCCCCGUACUCGUGGCCGCUCAACAAUAUACUAGUUCUGCAAAAGAAAUGGGAAAUUAAGAGAAAAAUGAAAGCCAUUGGCUGGGCUGGAAAGAACGUGGAACAGGUGUAUGAAGACGUAGAUCAGUGCUGUCAGGCCCUGUCACAGAGGUUAGGAACCCAGCCGUAUUUCUUCAAUAAACAACCCACUGAGCUGGACGCUCUGGUAUUCGGACAUCUGUUCACAAUUCUCACCACUCAACUUACCAACGACGAACUCCGUGAAAAAGUGAAACAUUACAGCAAUCUCGUUUCCUUUUGCCGAAGGAUUGAACAGAGUUAUUUCGAAGAGCACGAUAGAGACAGUUCAUCCAGCUUCUCUACACGGUUAUCCAAAGGUCCAGCACUACCCUAGGAUCUACUCAAUUUAAUAUUUGGUUAUUAUGUUUGGGAAACCUGGGAAUGGGAUUUGAAAUAUGUCAACAUUGACUAUAGAUACAACAGAUAACCCUUUAAAUUGCACAAAAAGCAACCACAGAGUCCAACUGUAUCUGCAUUAUAAUAAAUCUAAGACAACUGCA